AUGAGAGUCGUCCGCGUGGUAGGCUACCACCAAAACCUCAAACUCGAAGAAGCACCAGAACCCGAAAUCACCUCUCCCCUCGAUGUCAUCGUCAAAAUCGGCGCUGCAGGCGUCUGCAGAACGGACAUCCACAUCCUCGAAGGUCAAUGGGAAGACAAAGCCAACGUCAAACUUCCCUACACCAUCGGACACGAGAAUGCCGGCUGGGUGCAUGCCAAAGGCGACGGUGUGACUAAUGUCGAGGUAGGAGAUAAAGUCAUCCUGCAUCCACUUGUGACUUGCGGUCUAUGCCGAGCAUGCCGUUUUGGUGACGAUGUGCACUGCGAGAACAGCACUUUCCCGGGCAUUAACGUCGAUGGUGGGUAUGCUGAGUACCUUAAAACUGGUGCCAGGAGCGUGAUCAAGCUUGAUCCGAGCCUGGAGCCGUCCGAUGUCGCUGCUCUUGCGGAUGCUGGAUUGACUGCGUACCAUGCUGUUGCUAAAGCGGCGCGGAAACUGAGACCAGGCAAUUUCUGCGUCAUCAUUGGAGCGGGUGGCUUAGGACAUAUUGGGAUUCAGGUCAUGAAGGCGAUUAGUGGUGCCACACUUGUAGUCAUUGAUCGGAAUGAAGCUGCGUUGAAGCUUGCGAAGGAUCUUGGUGCUGAUCAUGUUGUGCUAGGUAAGGAGGAUGGUAGCUUUGUGAAGGAGGUGAUGGAUUUGACGGGUGGUAAGGGUGCUGAAGCUAUUAUUGAUUUUGUUGCUGAGGGUGGCUCGACGAGUACUGGUGUGAAGAUGAUCAGACGAGCUGGAGAUUACUAUGUUGUUGGCUAUGGCGAGAAUAUCAAUGUACCAACCAUUGACAUCAUUUCUACCGAGAUCAACUUUAUUGGCAAUCUGGUCGGCUCGUACAACGACCUUGCUGAGCUCAUGAUUUUGGCUGCUCAGGGUAAGGUCAAGCUUCAUACGAGCAUCUACAAGCUCGAGGACUUCCAGAAGGCCAUCGACGACCUUUCGGCUGGUAAGGUUCGAGGCCGAGCAAUUCUUGUGCCGUAA
Molecule: messenger RNA, 1032 nt
Organism: Lithohypha guttulata
Lineage: Eukaryota; Fungi; Ascomycota; Eurotiomycetes; Chaetothyriales; Trichomeriaceae
Exons: 2
Coding region: 1-1032 (343 amino acids)
Molecular function (GO): oxidoreductase activity; zinc ion binding
Source: RefSeq, a predicted model, not a curated record